This is a messenger RNA of Cylicocyclus nassatus, 730 nucleotides long. The record is from the annotation of a GenBank genome assembly. Lineage: Eukaryota; Metazoa; Nematoda; Chromadorea; Rhabditida; Strongylidae.
UUUAUAGAAAGAUAUCUUUUUAGAAAAUGGUUCACUACAAGCUUACUUACUUCCCAGUACGUGGAGUAGCUGAAACGGCUAGACAGAUUUUCGCCUAUGCUGGACAAGACUUUGAGGACCAUCGAGUUAGCCACGAGGAGUUUGCACCAAUAAAACCCAAGACACCAUUUGGACAGCUUCCGGUGCUCGACGUCGACGGCACACAAAUAGCUCAAUCGCUGGCGAUUUGUCGCUACCUGGCUAGAAAAUUCGGACUAGCUGGCAAAUCUCCAGAAGAUGAAGCCAUAGUUGAUUCGUUAGCCGACCAAUACACUGACUAUCGCGCUGAAAUCAAACCCUGGUUCUAUCCUGCUAUGGGAAUCAAGGAAGGUAACGUGGAACAACUUAAGAAAGACGUCCUUAUGCCGGCACGCCAAAAGUAUUUGGAUAUCAUCACCAAAUUUCUGAAACAGAACAAGUCUGGUUUCCUGGUUGGAGAUUCAGUAACAUGGGUAGAUCUGCUUGUAGCUGAACAUAGUUCCCUGAUGGUUCACUUUGUUCCAGAUUUUCUUGAAGGAUAUCCUGAGGUGAAAGCUCACAUGGAGAAAGUCCAUGCUAUUCCGAAUAUCAAGAAAUGGAUCGAAACACGACCAAAAUCAGAUUUUUAAAUUGAUUACAUCAAACUUGACCUGAUAACCAUAUCGUUCUACCUACCCGGUGAUUUGUUGUUAUGUUAAUAAAACCAUUCUGG